AUCUGCAUAAAAUUUUACGUCAAUCUAUCGAGCCAUCAACAGUAUAACACAGAUUCAUUCGAAAUUCCGAACACAAACAAUGACAAGUCCAGUCAGAUCAUCAUCCGGGGCGGGGAAACGACGACGAUCAUCAACGGCCGAUCGAAGUUUAUGCGCCAUCUGCCUGGAGUCCCCCUCCAAGGAUUCGGUUCAUCUGGCCUGUGCCCAUGAAUUCCACAAGCGCUGUAUCGACGCAUGGCUCGAAAGGCAACCCGUCUGUCCCGUUUGUCGGAACCAAGAACAGGACCAGGAUGAGGAUGACACCGAAACAGAUGAAACCAUCGAUGACGAAUCAGAAAUGUCCUCGGAAUACCUAGACAACAGUGGCGAUUCAUCAUCGAACGUCUCGCAUGAGUUUGUAUGGGACCCCACUCUUCAAGAUCAUCCUCAUGAGUAUCAGGUACUGAGGAUCGAAAGACUAGACGACAGUGAUGAAAUUCCGUGGGAUGUAUCAGGUGAAUCAAAUGAAUCGAAUGGAGUGGAAGGCAGCAGUAGAUCUUCGGCUGAAAUUUAUCGGGACAGUUUCGAGAGCACUGAUAGUGCCUUUUAAAUUUGCGGGGUGUAUUUUGAUAUUCUGUUAAAUUUUUGUUGUUUACCUUUUGUGUGUUGUAGUUUGAUUGAAAAUGUUU
Molecule: messenger RNA, 668 nt
Organism: Uranotaenia lowii
Lineage: Eukaryota; Metazoa; Arthropoda; Insecta; Diptera; Culicidae
Exons: 2
Coding region: 80-589 (169 amino acids)
Biological process (GO): ubiquitin-dependent protein catabolic process
Molecular function (GO): ubiquitin protein ligase activity
Source: RefSeq, a predicted model, not a curated record